AUGCAGCUGACCACUUUGGAAUUCCUGAAAGUUCAAGAGCAUGUCGCUCUAUGGAAUAAAGCCGAUGUCGCCAUCGCACCUGCCGUUUAUGUGAAGUGUCUGGCGGCGCUGCGAGAGGAUCCUUUCGGUGCUUAUACGCUGGGGAAAAUCCACUACUUUGAGUAUUUGCUGGCUGUUGUGGAGAACUUGAACAAGGCUCCAUCCCAGUACAUGGACGAGUCGAUCCGUGAGCUUCUUGCUGCGUCUUUGGUAUCGGAAACUAGUGGCAUUGAAAAAAUGUACUCGGCAAUUCUGCAUUCGAGAGGAUUGAAAGGAACCGAGUAUGCAAAGUCUCUCGCCCGACUCAACGCCAUCAAUGGACCCGAUUCUGCUUUCGGGAAAGACGCGACGAAGGCGUUGCAAAAAUCAGGAUUUGAACAGUUAUCUAACGUAUUGAAGGCACGUUUAAAGACCGAGAAGGAGCUAAUUGGGGGGCUGGAGAGUAGGUGA
Molecule: messenger RNA, 489 nt
Organism: Sphaeroforma arctica JP610
Lineage: Eukaryota; Ichthyosporea; Ichthyophonida
Exons: 2
Coding region: 1-489 (162 amino acids)
Source: RefSeq, a predicted model, not a curated record